Messenger RNA from Ilex paraguariensis (yerba mate), 3785 nucleotides. The record is from the annotation of a GenBank genome assembly. Lineage: Eukaryota; Viridiplantae; Streptophyta; Magnoliopsida; Aquifoliales; Aquifoliaceae.
GUUUAUAGACCGAGUUCUUAUUUAUUUCACCUUGUUUCGCCCUAUAAUACCACCGGUUGAAGUUGAAAAAGAUGGCUCAAACAAUUGAGGGUGCCUCGGAGUGUGUGGAGGCGGUUCGGUUUAGUUUCAUGACCCAGGAAGAGGUCAGGAGGCACAGUGUUAUGAAGAUAACAAACCCCAAUUUGUUAGAUAGUAUGCAGAGCCCCGUAUCUGGAGGACUCUAUGAUCCAGCAUUGGGCCCAUUAGAUGACAAGACACCUUGUAAAUCAUGUGGCCAGCGUUCGUUCCAUUGCCCCGGUCAUUGUGGUCAUAUUGACCUCGUUUUAACAGUCUACAAUCCUUUGUUAUUUGAUACACUUUACAGUCUUCUACAACGGACCUGUUUCUUUUGCUUCCAUUUUAGGGCUAGCGGAGCUGAGGUCGAGAAAUGUGCUGCUCAAUUGGAACUGAUAGCUAAGGGUGACAUUGUGGGGGCCAAAAGGUUGGAUUCAAGCUCACCAAGUGAAUCAGUGGAUUCGGAGGACAGCGAUGGGAGCCAUGUAUCAUGUUCUACCAGUCAUUUGGGUGCACAAAAUUAUAGCUCAGAGGCUCAAAGGCAGCAAGAAUGGACCUCUCUUCAGUUCACUGAAGCAAUGUCUGCUUUGCAAAAAUUUUUCAAGUUGAAAUAUACGAAAUGUAUGAAUUGCAAAGCCAAAAAUCCGAAGAUCAGUAAACCUACAUUUGGAUGGUUUCACAUGAAUGUUUCAAUUGAUGAAAUGGCAGAUAUAUUAGAUCUGACUGGUAUGUCAGGAUCCCAUACUAGAGCAAAUGUUAUUAGAGGUUGCAAGUUGGAGGGCCCAUUCAAUGGUGGAACUGAGGAGAGACCCUCCUCUGAAGUGCUAAAUGCUGAUGAACAUCCACGGGAAAUUGGGCUUGACACUGCUGAAACCAAUUCAUUCUCUGAUGUGAUUGAAGAAGCUUCUACAAAAAGUCAUGCAAGCGAAAAGGCUCGAGCUCCUGUUGAAUUCCUUAAGCAGAAUAAGUUCUUUUCAGGACCUAUUUUACCAUCUGAGCCAUCGAGACCUCACAACCUAUAUGAACUUGGAGUUGAACUCUGUAUUUGUCUCCUUUCACAGGUUAUAAAUAUUGUCAAGCGUUUGUGGGAGAAUGAGGCCUACCUCUGCUCAUUUAUCUGUGAUAUUCAGCAAGGGCGCCUAAAUACAUCUGGCAAGAAGACAGGUCACUCUAUGUUCUUUCUAGAGGCCAUUCUCAUCCCCCCUAUCAAAUUCCGCCCUGCAACCAAGGGAGGUGAUGCUGUGAUGGAGCAUCCUCACACGGUUUUGUUAGGCAAGGUGCUGCAGUCCAAUAUAGCUUUAGGGAAUGCUCGUGUUAACAAUUCAGAACCUUCGAAGAUUGUUAGUCGCUGGAUGGAUCUUCAACAAUCUGUAAAUGUGUUGUUUGAUAGCAAGACUGCUGCAGGUCAAGGUCAAAGAGAUGUUUCUACUGGAAUAAGUCAGUUGCUGGAGAAGAAAGAGGGUAUCUUUCGCCAGAAAAUGAUGGGAAAGAGGGUUAAUUAUGCAUGCCGGUCUGUCAUAUCUCCAGACCCUUAUUUGGCAGUCAACGAAAUUGGAAUUCCUCCGUACUUUGCUUUGAGGUUAACCUAUCCAGAGGUCUCUAUCACUGUAGAAUUUGGAGGCUGGUCUCUGAGUUCCAUAAUUGUAGAUGUGGUGGCUGUGAUUUAUUGUCAACAUUAUAAAAUGAGCUUGAAUUCUAAUGGUUGCUCUCAUGGUAAUCCUGUCUCUAUCACUGUAGAAUUUGGAGGCUGGUCUCUGAGUUCCAUAAUUGUAGAUGUGGUGGCUGUGAUUUAUUGUCAACAUUAUAAAAUGAGCUUGAAUUCUAAUGGUUGCUCUCAUGGUAAUCCUGUUCAGUUAGGGUUUGGAGGUAUUCCUAGGAAUUGUGAGAUUUGCUUAUUGGAUUGUUGGAUUAGUGUAUUUGAUGGAUUCCAAGAUCCCAUGUUGGCUAGGCCUCAUCGAUGCCUCAGUUUGGGAACUCAGAGGCAGCCAUUUUUUGGCUAUGAAAGGGAGUCCAAUGUAUCAUCUUUACUGGAGAAUGCUGUUCUUCUGCUUAAUUGUUGUGGUGAGGGUGCUGGGAGAUUUCAUAUAAUGAACUUAAUGCCCUUCAAAUCAUGGAGGGAUGCUAGUGCUUUGUCUUUGGAUGGCAAUGUUGGGUCUCUGAGAGUGACUCAUUGGAAUGUUGUGAAACUGAGGGAUGCCAUUGUUAAUGGCUCUGAAUUCCAUCCUGGAGCUACACAUUAUGCUGAUAAAGUAUCUACAGUGAGACUACCGCCGAGCAAAAAGAUGCGCAUUGCAAUUUCUAGAAAAUUGCCUUCAUCCAGAGGAGUGGUUACCCAAUCUGCUAAGAUCUGUGACUAUGAAUUUGAGGGCAAAACUGUAUAUCGUCACUUGCAGGAUGGGGAUAUCGUGCUCGUAAAUCGGCAGCCUACUCUCCAUAAGCCAAGUAUAAUGGCACAUGUUGUUCGUGUACUGAAAGGGGAGAAAACUCUUCGUAUGCAUUAUGCAAAUUGCAGUACCUACAAUGCUGAUUUUGAUGGUGAUGAAAUGAAUGUUCAUCUACCUCAGGAUGAAGUUUCGCGUGCUGAAGCUUAUAAUAUUGUAAAUGCUAAUAACCAGUACAUUGUUCCAACAAGGGGUGAUCCUGUUAGAGGCUUGAUUCAGGAUCAUAUUGUAAGUGCAGUGCUGCUUACAAUGAAGAAUACCUUUUUAACUCGUGAUGAGUACAAUCAGCUUCUUUAUGGUUCUGGUGUAUUUUCUGUGCCCGGUUCAUUGUCUGCCAAUCCAUCUCGGAAAAUUUCUGUAGUAGAUUCUGAAGGUUCGAUGCUGCAUGUUCUGCCUGCAGUGUGGAAACCCAAGCCACUUUGGACAGGGAAGCAGGUCAUAACGGCGGUGUUAAAUCAUAUAACUCAAGGUUACCCACCAUGUACAGUUGAAAAUGAGGGGAAGAUCCCAAAUAUAUAUUUUACAAGUAAGAAUGGUAAAAAUCUUUCAAGCAAAGUUGAAGAAGAUAAUGCUGAAAAUAAGUUGUUAAUAUGGAGGAAUGAGCUCGUGCAUGGUGUGAUUGACAAGGCUCAGUUUGGAAAGUAUGGUUUGGUUCAUACGGUACAGGAGCUCUACGGUUCAAACAGUGCAGGCAUUUUGCUUUCCGUACUCAGUCGGUUAUUUACUAUUUUUUUGCAGAUUCAUGGGUUCACAUGUGGGGUGGAUGACCUUAUGAUAUUGCCACAUUCUGACAUCCAGAGGCAGGAAAGACUAGAGCAUGAAGAUGUUGGUGAAGAGGUUCAUUGUGAAUUUGUUAAUUUCAAAUAUGGUGAAAUAGGCCAAACAGAACUGCAGCUGGAGACUGAGAAAGCUAUACGCAGUAAUGGACAAUCUGCCAUAGCUUACUUGGAUAUGAAGAUGAAGAAUAAACUUAAUGAAAAAACUUCCCAGAUCAACAAAGAAUUGUUGCUAAAAGGUUUAUCAAAGCCUUUUCCAAAGAACUGCAUUUCACUCAUGACAAUAAGUGGGGCAAAGGGUAGUACGGUUAAUUUUCAACAAAUAUCUUCUUCUCUGGGCCAACAAGAGUUAGAAGGCAAACGAGUGCCACGAAUGGUUUCUGGAAAGACAUUACCCUGCUUUCCUCCAUGGGAUUUUGCAUCCCGUGCAGGGGGCUUUAUUACUGAUCGAUUUCUUACUGGUCUUCGGCCUCAAGAGUAUUAUUUUCACUGCAUGGCUGGUCGCGAAGGGUAA